Molecule: messenger RNA, 996 nt
Organism: Symbiodinium pilosum
Lineage: Eukaryota; Dinophyceae; Suessiales; Symbiodiniaceae
Source: the annotation of a GenBank genome assembly
AUGCGGGAGAAGUCUGCCAUCCAUGGUAUCACAGUCGAAAAGAUCGUGGAGAUUCACCAGUUCAUGGUGAUGGAGAUGCAGAAGGUCCUCACAGAAUUCCUUGCGCUGGAUCAGGAGACACGCCGAACUUUCAGCAACAAGGCUUGUGAAACCACUGCCGAACUCCUUGUAUCUGUGGCUGUAGAACAGACGCUGGGUGUGCACUGCGAGGAUGUGGAGCAGGCCGUGAUCCAGCACGAGGAGAUCCUGGCAAACAACCCAGAGUUCGCCCGCUGCACUGAUCAGCUGGCAAACAUGAUGCAGCACCUCACAGGUGCGGCGCAGCCGCGCGCGAACAAGGAGGACUUCCUGGAGGUCCUCCGAAACAUGGCGGACCAUGCCCAGAAGGCGAAGGAUUUUUCCAAGAAGGUUUACGAGGAGUACCGGGCCAAAACUUGUCCCGUCAGCGAUGCUUACCGCCGCUUCGAGGAGUUUGCCGCAGACACGCCAGCGGCCAAAGAGGGCCUCGAGGACUUGACGCCAGUGGAGCUACAGCUCUGCUACGACGAGUACAGGGAAGACAAUGAGGUGCGAAGUGCGUGGUCCAAAGCCGGUGUGGAGAACAGCAUCAUGAUGGCGAGCUGCAUGACUUCGCUCCUCAAGAAUGAUGCCGCUGCCGUUCCAUUGCCGGAGGACAAGAAGGGCAAGAAGAUGAAGCUGUCAGAGAUCGUAGAGAUGCAGGAGCUAAUGGUGGAUGAGAUGAAGCGGCUAUCUGAAGCGGCCAGCGCUGCGUCUAAGGCCUCUUCUUCAUCUCCCUGGCGAGCGGAGGUUGCCAUGCAAAUGGUCCAGUCGCUAGCCAGCGCUGCGGUGGAACGGAGAUACGGCGUGUCACCGGAGGAGAUGACAAUCGCCGGGAUCCAAAACGCUCCCAUGCUUCAGAAGAACGAACGCUUCGUCCGUGCCACUGAGAAGCAACAGGAGAUCAUCAUGGCGGUUGCGCAGUUUUGUGCACAGUGA